Atta colombica is the source of this 952-nucleotide messenger RNA. Its product is annotated as putative NADP-dependent oxidoreductase YfmJ. The record is from RefSeq and is a predicted model, not a curated record. Gene Ontology annotation, biological process: prostaglandin metabolic process. The annotation marks the transcript as partial. Gene Ontology annotation, molecular function: 15-oxoprostaglandin 13-reductase [NAD(P)+] activity. NCBI's taxonomy places the organism in Eukaryota, Metazoa, Arthropoda, Insecta, Hymenoptera, Formicidae. The transcript is spliced from 2 exons.
CUUGUUAACAGUAACACAGCAUAUUUCGGUUUGCUGGAAAUAUGCAAACCGAAGUCUGGCGAAACAAUCGUCAUCAGUGGAGCCGCAGGUGCGGUCGGCUCACACGUGGGCCAGAUCGCUAAAAUUUUGGGCUUAAAUGUUAUCGGUAUAUGCGGCUCCGACGAGAAGUGCAAGUGGCUUACUGAGGAAAUGGGUUUCGAUUCCGCCAUUAAUUACAAGACCACAUCAGUCGCAGCCAGAUUACGCGAAGUUGCUCCGCAAGACGUGGAUUGUUACUUUGACAAUGUUGGCGGGAAUAUCUCUAGCGCAGUCAUAUACCAGAUGAAGCCAUUUGGCCGAGUAACUGUGUGCGGUAGCAUCUCAAGCUAUAACGCGGACAAUUCAUCUUUGCCAAAGUGUACGAUCCUGCAACCCAUUUUAUCGAAACAUGAAUUGAGAAUGGAGGGUUUCUUCGUUACACACUGGAUGAAUCGAUGGAAUGAAAGCAUUAUGCAGAAUCUGCAAUGGCUACGCGAGGGCAAGCUUCGUUAUCGUGAGACCGUGACUAAAGGUUUCGAGAACAUGUUUGAAGCGUUUAUCGGUAUGCUGCGCGGCAAGAACAUCGGCAAAGCGAUCGUCCAGGCGUAGACAUCAAACAUUUAUCGCGAACCGAACCUAUUUCUCAUAAUAUUAAUGCCUUUGAAUUCUAUAACUGCAUAUUAUGUACAAUGUUUUUUUAUACUUUUGAGAUAUUGAGAAAGCAUUGAAUUUUAAUUUCCAAACGUUCUUUACAUUUUUUUAUAUUAAUCAAGCGUUUUAUAUAAAUAUUUAAAAGAUCGAAACUAUUAGGUUUUUAUACAUUGGGUUCGUUCGGUUUUUUUUAGUUCAAAAUUGUAUAUAAUUUUGUAAUAAUUUUAUAAUUUAAUAAUUUUACUAAGAAUAGACAAAAUUUAAAUAAAAAAAAGAUUCUAAA